AUGGAUUGUUUUGGCGAAGAGACCAGGGAAGAAGGGGCGAAAGACGCAGGUGAGGCCGGGGUGCCUCAGAACGACGCCCUUUAUACGUUGGCCGAGGAGGCGGAGGUGGUGCGCGAGCCAGUGCGCGACGAACCAGAGGGAGUGGACGGAAAAGGCAGGGCCAAGUUGGUACCCCGAUGUCCUUUCCUCAAGUCCUUUUCCUGGGGCCUCCUCGAGCUGGAAGAUGGGAAAUGUGUAGAAAGUCCCAGCAAGGGGCAGGAAGGUGAGGUUUUGAGAGGCGAUCAGAGUACAGUUCAGUACGGUAGCAGGACAGGACAGCAGCAAAGCGCAGCGCAGCGCAGCACAGCACAGCACUGCACUGCACAGUACUGCACCGAACUGAACCGAACCGUCAGCAAAACAGUCACAGCUUGCGCGGCCGCACACUUCCUCACGCCCGUCUUAGUCUUCUGGGAGUUGGAGGAUCAAGAUGACAAAUCCCAGUCUCGGAGAAGUCUGACCUCCAGGAACACGGGCAGCGGCAAACACGAUGACGAUGCGGUGUAA
Diaporthe amygdali is the source of this 546-nucleotide messenger RNA. RefSeq lists its product as uncharacterized. The transcript is spliced from 3 exons. Lineage: Eukaryota; Fungi; Ascomycota; Sordariomycetes; Diaporthales; Diaporthaceae. The record is from RefSeq and is a predicted model, not a curated record. The coding region runs from base 1 to 546 and encodes 181 amino acids.